Dictyostelium discoideum AX4 is the source of this 1218-nucleotide messenger RNA. RefSeq lists its product as hypothetical. NCBI's taxonomy places the organism in Eukaryota, Evosea, Eumycetozoa, Dictyosteliales, Dictyosteliaceae. The record is from RefSeq and is a predicted model, not a curated record. The transcript has a single exon. Bases 1 to 1218 code for a protein of 405 amino acids.
AUGAUAAAUAAUAAUAAUUAUACAAAUACCAAUAUUAAUAAUAUUAAUAAUUAUAAUAAUAAUAAUAAUAAUAAUAAUAAUAAUAAUAAUAAUAAUAAUAAUAAUAAUAAUAAUGAAUUUUUUGAUAAAUUAAAUUAUUUAAAAUAUUAUUGUAAAACAUGUAAAGAAUCAAUAAGUCUUAAAAGUAUUAUAAAUAAAAAACAUUUUGGUCAUAAAUUUGAAAUUAUAAAAAGUAAUAAUAUUGAUACAAUUAUUAAUGAAUUAAAAGAGAAAUUAAUAAUUGAUGAUAAAACAUUUGGAAAUUAUAUUGAAGAUUCAAAUAAAAAAUUAAUCGAAACUGAAGAGAAUUUAAAUGAAAAUCUUUAUAAAUUAAAUAACCAAUUUAAACAAUAUCAUGAACAAUUAAAUUCAAUGGAAUUGGAAAUCGUUGAAAAAUUAUUUAAAAAUCAACAAUAUAAUAUUGACUUAAAUAAUACUUUAAAUCAACAAAUUAAUUUACAAAAGGAAAAUUUAAAAAUUCAAGAUAACAAUAAUAAUAAUAAUAAUUUUGAAAUCCUAAAAAAAUACCAAUUAUUAAAUUUAUUAUUAAAUUCAAAAGAAAAUUAUAAUUUUGAAGAAUCAAAUAUUAAUUAUAUAAAUAAUUUAAAUUUAAAUUCAAUUUGUUCAAUUCAACCAAAAAAUAAUAAUAAUAAUAUUAAUAAUAAUAAUAACUUUAAAAAUUUUAAUUUAAAUGAACAAUUAUUAAAUUAUAAUUCAAAUUUAAAUACAAAUUCACCAUCAAAGUGGUAUAUUGAACUAAAUGAUAAAGAUAGUUAUUCAAAAAUAAAUAAUACAACUGAAAAAGAUUUAUAUUAUAUUAUAAUUGGUUCGACUGAUGGUUUUGAUUUUUCAAAUAAUACAGAACCAUUAUUAUCAUCAUUAUUAACAAUUCCAAAAAAUUAUAUACUUGAUACAUCGUUACUAAAAAAGUUUGAUUGUCAUUCACUAAAUUUUCCAUCCAAAGAAAUUAAUAUUAUUAUUUAUUAUAAAGAGAAUGAAAAAGUAAUAAGAAUUUUAAAUAGAACUUUAGAAAAGUCAAAUACCUUAAAUAUUUUACAAAGACAUUUAAAUUUUAAUACAUGUUCAGAUUUCAAGAUUUAUAAUUCAAUUGAAGAAAUUGAAAAUGAAUUUAAUGAAAUAUAUGAAAAUCCAAUUAAAAUUAAAUCUUUUAAAAAAUAA